Messenger RNA from Asparagus officinalis (garden asparagus), 907 nucleotides. Its product is annotated as multiple organellar RNA editing factor 2, chloroplastic. Bases 183 to 623 code for a protein of 146 amino acids. NCBI's taxonomy places the organism in Eukaryota, Viridiplantae, Streptophyta, Magnoliopsida, Asparagales, Asparagaceae. Gene Ontology annotation, biological process: cytidine to uridine editing; mitochondrial mRNA modification. The transcript is spliced from 4 exons. The record is from RefSeq and is a predicted model, not a curated record. Gene Ontology annotation, cellular component: mitochondrion.
UGUCCUCUCCUCCUUCCUCCUUCCUCCGCCUCGGCCAUCUCCGAUCUCCUCCUCUCUCCGAGCUCUAACCAGCCAUCAACCGUUCUGUUUCACUACGGGUUGCAUGCAGCGGUGAAACCGGGCGGCGAUUACCGGAUCGGCGCAGCGGGAGGUCCGGGUACAGUGACCGGCCGCCGACGGAGAUGGCGCCGUUGUUUCCUGGGUGCGAUUAUAAUCAUUGGUUGAUUGUUAUGGAUAAGCCUGGAGGUGAGGGGGCGACGAAGGAACAGAUGAUUGAUUGUUAUGUCAAAACCCUAGCCAAGGUCCUCGGAAGUGAGCAAGAAGCAAUACAGAAGAUCUAUAAUGUGUCUUGUGAGCGCUACUUCGGAUUUGGAUGUGAGAUUGAUGAGGAGACAUCAAACAAGCUUGAAGGCCUUCCCGGUGUUCUGUUUGUUCUUCCUGAUUCUUAUGUUGAUGCUGAAAACAAGGACUAUGGAGCUGAGUUGUUUGUGAACGGACAAAUCGUUCAACGAUCUCCUGAAAGACAGCGGAGAGUCGAGCCAGUGCCUCAGAGAGCUCAAGAUAGGCCCCGAUACAAUGACAGGACUCGAUAUGUAAGGCGAAGGGAGAACCAGCGUAUGUGAAGUUGAAUGAAGAACAGUCGGUAGAAGAGUAUCUAUAAGUAGAUAUAAAGAUGGGGGAUUAUUUCUGAAAGUGAUACUGCUGGGGGGGCAUGUUGAUGUUAUGGCGUGUGAUUACAGUCAAUAAUUCCUUUCCCUGAUGUAUGUAGAUGUCUUGUUUUAUCACCAUCUCCACUUAAACAUUUUAGUUGAGUUUGCUUCAUUUUCUGGCGACGGAACAAUUAUCAAGUAGCGAGCAGGAUUUAGCUUGAACUCGAUGCAAAAAUGCAAAUUGUGUGUUGAGAAUA